UUUUGUUGUUUCAUAACCUAACUACAUUUCAGCUGGUUUUGGGAUUUAAUAAUUUCUUUUUAUUUAAAAAUGAAUGUACAAAGGGUUUUACAGCCGACAAACAUAAUAAAACAAGUGUUGCGUACCUAUGGCAAGCACAAUAAAAAAUAUUUAUACAAAGAUGGAAAGAAAUAUGGCAAAGUCAUAUACUACCCAAUGACGCCUGAUCAUGAAGAUCCACCGGUGGAACCAGCUAAAUUAUUUCGGGUACAACGUAUUAAACCUGUUAAAGGGAAUCCUUUUUGGGAGAAGCGUAUUCUGAAAGAUCUCGGACUUGAUGGCAAGCAAAGCGACUUCACAGUACUAAAGAACAUACCAGAUGUGAAUGCAAUGCUGUGGAAAAUAAAGCAUUUGAUCAAAGUGACGCCCGUUACUUUCCCGUAUGGUGAACCAACAGCGAAUGACCUCAAACACACAAUACUUAAGGAGAAUGGUGAAUGUAUUGUAACAAGAGAAAUUGGCCCUGUCGUACAGCGAUUGGAAGCUGCUGAAGCAUUCGAAACCGAUCCAAACCGUCUAGACACUGAUUUAUUAAAACGUGAUGCACGUAUGAAAUGGCUUAAUCCAUGGUAAAGCAAAAACGCCAUGUUAUUUAAAAUAUAGAAAUGUAUGAUACUUUAAUGUAAGAAAUGCUUACAAAUUAACUAAUAAACCCUAGGUUUUCAAUUAAUCCAAA
Anastrepha obliqua is the source of this 715-nucleotide messenger RNA. RefSeq names its product 39S ribosomal protein L30, mitochondrial-like. Gene Ontology annotation, cellular component: mitochondrion; large ribosomal subunit. Gene Ontology annotation, biological process: translation. Bases 70 to 612 code for a protein of 180 amino acids. Gene Ontology annotation, molecular function: structural constituent of ribosome. NCBI's taxonomy places the organism in Eukaryota, Metazoa, Arthropoda, Insecta, Diptera, Tephritidae. The transcript is spliced from 2 exons. The record is from RefSeq and is a predicted model, not a curated record.